UAAGAAAGAAAAGUAUGAGGCACCACCAGAGGCAUCUGGCAGCAGCCAAGCCGAGGAGACGUCGGCUGGAAGCGUGGAGGUGGAAGCCUUGGCACCAGUAACGGAGGAGGAGGCCUCACGGCUGCUGGCACCAGAGGCUGCAGUGGAAGAGGAGGAAAAGCUGCGACAGCAGAGGGAGCAGGAAAAUAUAAAGGCUCUGCAGGCGGCCUUCAAUGGCCAGAACGCUAUGCUGGACGACGACCGCUUCAGCGAGCUGGAUGCGCUGCUCAACCAGACGGGAAUGUACACAAAAUUCUUGAGUGAGCAGCUGCAGCAGAUGACUGAGGAGAUGGAGGGCAACGAUGCUGCCCCUCCUGCAGCUGGCAGCAAGCGCAAGGCCGGCAGGCAGGGAGGCAACAGCAGGAAGAAGGGCCCCGGCAUCAACUCAGCAGCCGUCUCAAAGGUGCAGCAGGAGCUGGUGCCCCUCAUAAAGGGCGAGCUGCGGCCGUACCAGAUAAAGGGCAUCAAAUGGAUUGUAUCCCUGUACCAAAACGGCCUCAACGGCAUUCUGGCUGAUCAGAUGGGCCUCGGCAAAACGGUGCAAACGAUCGGCUUCCUGUCGCACCUGCGGUCGAGGGGCGUGCCAGGGCCGCACAUGAUCAUAGGGCCGCUGUCCACGCUGUCCAACUGGGUGGCCGAAUUUGAGCGCUGGUGCCCCACCAUCCCCGUCAUCCUCUAUCACGGCAGCCGCGCCGAGCGCCAGAAACUGCGCACCAGCCGCAUGCCCACCGGCCUGGUGAAGAACACCUUCCCGGUGGUGGUGACGUCGUACGAGAUAGUGAUAGCGGACGUGAAGCACCUGCAGCGCUACGCCUGGAAGUACAUUGUGGUUGACGAGGGCCACCGCCUCAAAAAUUCCAACUGCAAGCUACUGCGCGAGCUGCGCACCAUCCACACCGGCAACAAGCUGCUCCUCUCCGGCACGCCACUGCAGAACAACCUGAGCGAGCUGUGGAGCUUGCUGAACUUCCUGCUGCCGGACGUGUUCAAGAGCCUGGCCGACUUUGAGUCCUGGUUUGACUUCAGCGGCGUGGGCGAGGCCGGCUCCGACCAGCACAUUGUCGCCCAGGAGCAGCGCAACCGCGUGGUGAGCAAGCUGCACAACCUGCUGCGGCCAUUCUUGCUGCGGCGGCUCAAGUCGGACGUGGAGAGCAGCCUGCCGUCCAAGGAAGAGAUUGUGCUCUACUCGCACAUGGCGCCCGACCAGAAACGCAUCAACGAGCAGCUCAAAGACCGCACUGUCAAUGAGGCGAUAGCGAAGGUGGAGAAUGGGCAGCGGGGGGCGUCCAUCUCCAAGCUGAACAACGUGCUGAUGCAGAUGCGCAAGAACUGCAACCACCCGGACCUGAUCACCUCCGCGCUGGACCCGUCCCCCAUGUUCCCCAGCGCGGCUGAGCUGGUGGAGCAGUGCGGCAAGAUGCAGCUGCUGGACCGGCUGCUCAAGCCCCUCAAGGCGCGCGGCCACAAGGUCCUCAUCUUCUCCCAGAUGACGAAAAUGCUGGACCUGCUGGACACGUAUCUGGAGCAGCUUGGCCACAAGACGACGCGCAUCGACGGCAGCAUCGGCUGGCAGGAUCGCCAGGAAGCCAUGCGCGCGUACAACUCCGACCCCGACAUGUUUGUCUUCCUGCUCUCCACGCGCGCGGGCGGGCUCGGCAUCAACCUCACCUCCGCUGACACCGUCAUCAUCUAUGACUCAGACUGGAACCCCCACCAGGACCUCCAGGCGAUGGACCGGUGCCACCGCAUAGGGCAGCAGAAGCCGGUGCUGGUGCUGCGGCUGGCGACGGCGCACAGCGUGGAGGGCAAGCUGCUCAAACGCGCGCGCUCCAAACUCGCCCUCGAACGCCUCGUCAUUAAAAAGGGCGCCUUCCUGCCGGGCGAAACGGAGGAGGACAUGAAGGGGACAUCGAUGAAGGCCGACGAGCUGCUGGAGAUCCUGAAGGAGGACAAGGACACCAAGCGCGACGAGGCCCAGUCCGGCGUCAUCUCUGACAAGAUGCUGGAGAAGAUAUUGGACCGGACCCACCUGGCAGAGAAGAAGCCACCCCCCUACUCUGAUGUGGGGGUGGGCUAUGAGAUCGUCCACCAUGCUGAGGGAUCCGGGCUGCUGUCUGGCGUGGAGUAGACACAGUUUGAAGGCUGCACAGUCUCCCAAGAAGAAGUCUCAACGGACAGCUGACCAAACGCUUUACCCCAACGCUGCUAUUGGAGCUUGAGGCAGCAUGUUUGUGCUGCCUACAUGCAAUGCGCUCCUCAAGUGCUUGUCUGGUUCCUUGAAGCCUUGUCCUAGCAUCCCGCUUGCUAGGAAUUGUAGCGCGGUUGUAGUUGUCAGAGUAGGAAGGAAAUCUCUUACUAUUUGGAAAUGUCAAGAAACGAAACUCGAACAAUAUGACUGAGCGCACUGAAAGAUGUUGCUGGUCUGAAUUGAUGCUGUGCACCACUGUAUCUUAAGACUCCCCAAAUUGGGAGCAAUAUUGACAGCUCUUGCAUCGUUCUCACCCAAGCAAGAGCUCUGUGAAUAGGGUGGCAUUAUGUCUUUGCUUCAUUGUUGCGCAUCCCCUUUGAAUGUUUUGGGUUGCAGAGGAGAGCCACAUGGCGCUGAGGAUGCAAAUGAUCGUCUAGACAGUGAAUGCAAUUGUCAAGCAGUGCCCACAAUGCUUGCAGCUGUGCGUCACAGCUUGCAGUCAAUGUAAGCAUAUGCCAUUUUUACAAUUCCUGUAAGCAAAUUUCUCGA
Coccomyxa subellipsoidea C-169 is the source of this 2776-nucleotide messenger RNA. RefSeq lists its product as hypothetical. The transcript is spliced from 14 exons. Lineage: Eukaryota; Viridiplantae; Chlorophyta; Trebouxiophyceae; Coccomyxaceae. The coding region runs from base 227 to 2167 and encodes 646 amino acids. Gene Ontology annotation, cellular component: nucleus. Gene Ontology annotation, molecular function: ATP binding; ATP-dependent chromatin remodeler activity; DNA binding. The record is from RefSeq and is a predicted model, not a curated record.